GUGUUAGAGGUUGUUUAUUUAUACAUAAAUAAUUUAUUAUUAAUUGUUAAAAUAUAAUUUUUACAAAAAUUACAUAAAUCAAAUUAAAUUAAGAGUAACUAAGAAUUUAUGAAGUUGAUUAUAGCUUUAGUAUUAUUAGGUCUUGUCUUCUGCAAUCCUUCUUAUCCUGAAUGGCCUCAAAAGUUCGAGUAAGAUUUUACUGAAGAGUUCAUCUAUGGUUUUUUGAAAUCAUCAACAAAGGGAACUUAUAGUUAUGAUUACGCUAAUAGAGCCUAUAAGGUCUCUAGAGAGAAUGGAAGAACUGAUAGAUAUUGUGGUUUUAAUGGUCUCUAUUUCUUCAGAAACACCGCAUGUGAAUAAAUUGUUGUUAACGGAGAUAGAUUCUUGUAUUAUCCUGAGAGAAAUGACUGUUGUUACUGCUGUUCAAACGAACACGGAUGCGGUGUCCUUAAACCUACUUGGUUACAAAAUGCCAUAUUUGAAGGUGAAACAACAUUCAACGGUAUUCCUGCUUACAAAUGGAACUAAAAGGGUCUCUAGAAUAACUUUUAUUAUGAAACUAUUGCUGAAAACCCUCUUGAUAGAGUUAUGUUAUAAAUCGAUUAACAACCUAACGAUAUUUAGAACUUCUCCCAAGCAAGAAGAACUGAAUUUUAACCUAUCACCUUACCUUCUAUCUGUAAGAAAGAAAAUACUUGUUCUCUCUUAUCAACAUGCACUGGAGUUAGAAAGAUGUGA
Messenger RNA from Tetrahymena thermophila SB210, 738 nucleotides. RefSeq lists its product as hypothetical. Lineage: Eukaryota; Ciliophora; Oligohymenophorea; Hymenostomatida; Tetrahymenidae. The record is from RefSeq and is a predicted model, not a curated record. The transcript has a single exon.